Molecule: messenger RNA, 426 nt
Organism: Sporothrix brasiliensis 5110
Lineage: Eukaryota; Fungi; Ascomycota; Sordariomycetes; Ophiostomatales; Ophiostomataceae
Exons: 1
Coding region: 1-426 (141 amino acids)
Source: RefSeq, a predicted model, not a curated record
AUGUCCAACUUUCUCAACGACGUUACCACCGGCCUCAAGGGCAUCCGCGGCGCCGGCGACGCCCUGCGCGGCGAGCUGAUGGAGGCCGUCGACCAGACGUUUGACAACAACCCGAGCCACCCGACGACGGCCGCUGCCACCAACAAACACCACACGAUUGCCGACAAGGGCAAGGCCGACAUGGCGGCCGCAGACGACAUGGUGGCACGCCACGAGCAGGCGCAUCGCGAGAAGAAGGCGGCCGAGACAGGCACCGCCGGGGCGGCGUUCCGCAACAGAGGCGCCGAGACUGGCGCGGCACCGGUGGCCACGCACGAAACGAGUGCAGACGCGUAUGAUGGGAGCGGUGCAGCCGCCCCAGCGACGGAAGGAUACGGCGGAAAUGUGAAUGCGAAUGCAAACACGGCGGCAAGUGGAAGACAGUAG